Messenger RNA from Aspergillus heteromorphus CBS 117.55, 1333 nucleotides. Its product is annotated as Stk19 family serine/threonine-protein kinase. Lineage: Eukaryota; Fungi; Ascomycota; Eurotiomycetes; Eurotiales; Aspergillaceae. Gene Ontology annotation, molecular function: protein serine/threonine kinase activity. The transcript has 2 exons. Gene Ontology annotation, biological process: protein phosphorylation; positive regulation of Ras protein signal transduction. The record is from RefSeq and is a predicted model, not a curated record. The coding region runs from base 64 to 1203 and encodes 379 amino acids.
CUCUCGCUAACUGACUGACCGACUGACUCAUCCUUGAACUAAACCCGGGUCAGUCGCCCUGCCAUGCCCUUGCGCAUCACUUCCGCCCCCGUCUCUGGUGUCAAGAAGAAUAAAAAACCCGCCAACUCGAGGCCGCGCGCCUCUCCCUUCGCCACUCAUGCCCGUCGCAAACCAUCGGCUCAGUCCUCAUCCACCAUUCUGAAGGCCGAUGAUGAUGACCAGGGCCCGCUGCCAGAUGUCGGCAUCUCCCGAUAUGUCCCGGAGACUGUGCCCGUCACAGAUGUCGUUCACGCCCUCCAGUACAUCCGCGACACCAUGUUCGAGGACCUCCCCCGUCGGGCCGGGAUGAACAGCACGCGCAUCGCCGAAGUCCUCAACUUUCGCCGGACGCUGCCUCCCCUAGCCUCGGUCGCCCACGUUCAUACGUUGCUGGAUGCGCCAACCAAGGUGGAGAAGGAGAUCGUGGAACUGGUCCGCGCCGGUCGAGUCCGCCGGUUGAUCGUUCCUGGGAGAGGGAACGAUGCGGCCGGGCUGGGCGACUGCCUGGUUCUAACGGAGGACUGGGAACGGCUGGUGCGGGACAGCGCCGCUCUGGAGGCGCCGCUGAAAGAUAAAUUCCUGCAACUGCUUGGGCGGAUGGGGAACACGUCCACCAUCCCUGGCGCAAUCUUCUCCCCACCGGAGUAUAUGGCUCUGGUCCGAGCCGGAUUCCUCGUCUCUUCCUCAUCCCUCGUGAAAGGCUCGUCAAGCCUUGCUUCCCUACCCGGUCUCCCAACCGUCUCUGCCAUUCCGGCUUCCGCGAGCCGGAACGGCGCCGCUGAGCCGAACGAUGCCUUCAGGGCCGAUCCCUCCCAGUUCCAUACUGCCACUCUUUUCCUUUCAUUACCGAACACGGGGCCUUACCUUCGGAUGCUGGGCGCCGGCCGGUCGCAUCUUCUCUCGCUCCUGAAAAGGUCGAGCUCGAGCGAGGCUCCCGUGUACCUUCUGCGUGACCGGUGGGAUGGUGCCGUGGAGACUGAUAAAAGCUUCAGCGUAGCGAAGAGGACGAGGGGCGAGUUCUCGGGCAUCUUGCCUGGUCGAACAAAGAAGUGGAAGGAUCUCUACGGGAUGACCUUCCGCUGGGUUCUGGAGGAGGCCCUCGGGGCUGGGCUGAUCGAAACCUUUGACACUGGCAGCGUUGGCCCUGCCGUGCGCUGCUUGUGAACCUGGCCAGUUCAAUCAGUUUCGAAACAGCCUUGGCUUUUGAGGUCGUGCUGGUUUGUCUCCGGGCAUGGUAUAUUAUAUGAUACCCACGAAGCAGUCCGUGCCUGGACCGAAUCGACCCUGUAACUAG